Molecule: messenger RNA, 543 nt
Organism: Saccostrea echinata
Lineage: Eukaryota; Metazoa; Mollusca; Bivalvia; Ostreida; Ostreidae
Exons: 3
Coding region: 1-543 (180 amino acids)
Source: RefSeq, a predicted model, not a curated record
AUGAGCGUCUCGGAAGAGGAUAGGGAUAUAGCUGCCUGUGAGGUGAGAAAUAAUAUAACACGUACGAGGAAAAACGUCCGUGCGUUUAAUAAUAAUUUAACAGAUGGAAAGCUGGGCGAAAAAUCGUUACUACCUUGCAAUCUUUGCUCACAUCACAUAAAAACUGAAGCUGCAGAACUGGAUAAAGAGAUCGGUAGAUUUAGAAACCUAUUUAAAGACAGCAGUAAUUAUCCAUUCGUCAAAUGCAAUUGCCAACCAAAGUCAGUUGGUUGCAGAGACAACGAUUCCGAUAAAUUCAGUUUUGAUUGGAGGAAUGUACGCAAAUGCAUGUCUGAGACGAGGAAAGCAUUGAGGGCUUACAGUGACAAGCUAGAUGAUAGUAAAUACAAGGGUGAAGAUAUACGGCCAUGUCAAACAUGCAAAAAAGGACUCGUUGACGAAUGCAAAGGUCUUGAAGAAGAAAUAAGCAAGAUACAGAGUAAUCUUUCAUUCAAGGAAAUAGACAUCGACCGAGAGCUCUGCAACUGCCAAUGUCGAAUGUGA